Messenger RNA from Wasmannia auropunctata (little fire ant), 2644 nucleotides. Its product is annotated as transferrin. The record is from RefSeq and is a predicted model, not a curated record. Gene Ontology annotation, cellular component: plasma membrane; recycling endosome; early endosome. The transcript has 10 exons. The coding region runs from base 168 to 2285 and encodes 705 amino acids. Gene Ontology annotation, biological process: iron ion transport. Lineage: Eukaryota; Metazoa; Arthropoda; Insecta; Hymenoptera; Formicidae.
UAUAUAAGGACGUACGUAGACCGCCGCUUCGGACGGUCUUGACAAGUCGUCGCCGACCAUCUGUCUGCGGCCUCACCUGGACUCUGCCUCGUCUUCCCGUUUUCGCGCUGAUCCUUUGGGGGAGAAUCGCGCAUUACCGUAAUCCGCGAGGUGCUCCAUUAAUCAAGAUGCUGCACAGAUUCGCGGUACUCGCGAUUUUCGCGGUGGCGGCUGUGUCCGCCAAAAGUUACGCACGAGUGUUCACAAUGUGCAUCCCAGAGAAAUACUCGAAAGAAUGCGCGGAAAUGAUGAAAGAUUCGGAGAGCAAAGGUUUUCCGAUAUCGUGCAUUUCUGGACGCGAUCGAUAUGACUGCAUUGAAAGGGUGGGCAGGAAGGAAGCAGAUAUCGUUGCUGUAGAUCCGGAAGAUAUGUACCUCGCGGCGAAGAAUAAAUUGGCUGAAAAAGCCGGAUACAACGUCAUCGAGCAGGUGAGGACGAAGGAGGAACCUGACGCGAUAUAUCGUUACGAGGCGGUAGCCGUGAUACACAAGGACCUGAACAUUAACAACGUUCAGGGCUUGAAGGGUCUCAAGUCCUGCCACACUGGCGUGGGCCGUAAUGUCGGCUACAAAAUUCCCAUCACGAAGUUGACCGCGAUGGGCGUGCUGACCGACAUCAACAACCCGGAAUAUUCCGCUCGCGAGAAUGAGCUUCGCGCGCUAAGCACGCUCUUCGACAAAGGCUGCUUGGUGGGCAAAUGGUCACCCGAUCCUACCAUCAAUCAGAGGCUCAAGGAGACAUACAGCAACAUGUGUGCACUUUGCGAGAAACCAGACGUAUGUGAUUAUCCGGACAUAUACUCCGGAUACGAAGGAGCUCUACGAUGUCUGGCGCACAACGGCGGCGAGGUCGCCUGGACGAAAGUCAUCUACGUGAAGCGUUUCUUCGGUCUGCCCGUCGGAGUUACUCAGCCAGUGCCGACAUCCGAAAACCCGGCUGACUUCCGAUACUUCUGCCCGGACGGUAGCAAAGUGCCUAUCGACGCGAAUACGAAACCGUGCACGUGGGCCGCCCGACCGUGGCAGGGAUACAUGACCAACGGAGCUGACACCAACAACGCGGAAGCUAUUCAAAGAGAAUUGACACAGCUAGGUCAGAUUGGCGAAAACGAAAAGGCAGAUUGGUGGAAAGAUAUCUUGCUACUCGAUGACAAGACUCUGGCUGUCGCCGCAUCGCCAGUAUCGCCUGAAGAGCACUUGCUGAGCGCGAAAUACAUGGAUGUGAUCGAGAGGAAUUCCGGAGCGCCGGAGAGGGACGCUCGCUGGUGCGUUUGGGACGAGAAUGCGCUGAACAAGUGUCGCAGCCUCGCUAGAGCCGCGUUCUCCAGAGACGCCAGACCCAGAUUUGAUUGCAUACUGGAGAAAGACGAGGCUGCCUGCUUGAAGGCUGUCAGAGAUAACGGAGCGGACAUCACAGUGAUCGACGGCAGUUCGGUAAAACGCGCGAUCAACGAUUACAAUGUGAAACCGAUCGUUGCCGAAACUUACGGUGAGGGAUCAACGAAAUUCAAUGAGCGACCAGCAAUCGCUGUUAUCAAGAGCGGCUCCUCCAUAAAUGGAUUGGGCGACCUCAAAGACAAGCCGUCUUGUCACAGCGGUUACAUAGGCGACUUCGCUGGUUACCACGCACCGGCUCGCGCACUCAAGCACAACGGACUUAUUAACGAGCUUAACGAGAUAGAUACCUUCUUCUCCAAGUCUUGCGCACCUGGCGCACCUCUCACCUCGAAAUCCUGUCAACUGUGUGUCGGCAAUAUCAAGAUCGACGACGAUCAGGCGAAAGAAGCGACGAGAUGCAGACCUACGAACGCCGAAUAUUACAACGGCGGAAAAGGAGCACUCAGAUGUUUGAAGGAUGGCAAGGGAGACGUUGCGUUCCUACCAUUGACGGCUUUGCAGCAGCUCGAUUGUAUUCUAGAUAAAGAGAAGGACGCUGGCAAACGCGAAGAUUACACCUUGCUCUGCCCGAAUGGCGGUCAGGCCCCUAUCAACGAAUGGGAACGUUGUAAUUUAGGUUUGGAGCCACCAAGAAUAAUUGUUAGCUCGGCCGCGAAGGGCCCGAACGCUCUCGAAGAAUUGAAACAUGGCAUUUUGGCUGCGAGUUCCUUGUACUCCAAGAAUCCGGAUCUGCUACGUCUCUUCGGUGCCUGGGGCGACAAGCCCAACGUAUUAUUCAAGGAUGACGUGAAGGAACUGACGUCCAUUGACAGCACUUGGGACAAGUGGGACACUUGGGCAGAUAUUUAAAAGAACUAUAUCAUUCAUCGAAACUUGAGACGAUCAAGAAUCGAACUCCACCUGAUAGCCCUUAAUUGAUCAUUAUAGUAUAUGUGAUAUUACCACUCUGUUGCCGUUGCUAAAAAAAUUAUUGCUAUUAAGUCAUAUAUCAAUAAUAACCCGAGAGGACUGUUAGAUAAAUAAAGUACUGUCGAUAAUGUUUACUCGCUUGUGUUUACACACUGACAAAUAGCAUAUAUUUUGCCGCGAUAGAGAUUACACGCAUUUCAGUCUCACGACCACCAAUCUUUUAAGGAGUCAACGCCGAGCGUGGACUUAAACGCUUGCUUCUUUGAACUUUCAAUAAUAAAAGUAUAUAUUUUUCCGAG